UCGUUGUAUGGAAAUAGAACAGUGGAGGGGAUAAAGCAACAGGCAAAUCGUGCUAUUUUGGUAAAAAAGUUUAUAAGCUUUUUUCUUUAGAUAGUUUAAUUUAAUAAUUGUUAUUCAAAGAUCGUGUAGUAUAAUUUUGUAUUAUGGCAGACGAAAAACUACCCGAAGAGGUGACCAAAUAUAGUUUCAGGUCUAAAACGUGGGAUUAUAUGAAAAAAAACGGAUUAGUAAGCUUUCCACUUAAUAUUCAUAAUCGCAUUCCAAACUUUAAAGGUGCUAUAAAGGCAGCUCAACGUUUAACAGAGUUGGAAGAAUUUAAGAAAGCAAAAACUAUAGAAAUCAGUCCAGACAAACCACAGAAGCCUGUAAGAUAUUUAGCUCUAGUAGCGAAUAAAGAGAUACUUGUCCCUAUUCCAAGAUUACGUUCUGGUCUGUUUCUUCAUAUUACGUCUGUAGCUGGUGCAACAAAAGCAGAAUUGAAAACUCUUUCAACGAUAUAUGGCUUGAAACAAGUUGGUAAACCGAUUGGAGUUGAUUCAAAUAUAAAGGUAGAUUUAGUUGUAUUAGGUUCUGUGUGUGUGAGUCGAGAAGGAUACAGGCUUGGUAAAGGAGAAGGUUUCGCAGAUUUGGAAUUUGCAAUGAUGGUGCGAAUGGGUGCAAUAACAGAAAAUACUAAGGUUAUUACAACCGUACAUGACUGUCAAAUAGUAGAUGAUCUUCCAUCACAGUUGUUCAAAGAGCACGAUGUACCUGUUGAUAUAAUAAUUACACCAACGCAAACAAUAAUAGUCCAACAAAAAGUGAAAAAGUAUUCUGGCAUCAUAUGGGAAAUGCUUAGUGAAAGAAAACUUGCGACUAUGCCGGUGCUAAGACAGCUCAAAGAAAUGGAUGAAAAAGAAGGAAAGAUAGUAAUUCUAAAGGAAGUAGAUUCUGACACAGAAACAAAACAAUAUUACAAAAAUCACACUAAACGUUUGAAAUAUAAAAAACGAUUCAAUCCGAAUCAAUUUCCAUUUAAAACAGAAGAUUCUGCUCCUGAGGAAGAAAGUAUUAAGAAGAUAAAAAAAUCAUUUCCAAAAAAGAGGUAUUCCAGAAAUGUGAAAAAAGGAGAAAAUAUUGAUCCUUCUUCUAAAGAUAAAGAGGAAAAAAAACUCGGAAAAAGUACUGAACGCAGAAAAUAUGCUAAUCCAAGACUGAAAUCAAAUAUUGACUUUUCUUUAAAAUUAUCGAAUAUCUCGUACGGCGUAAGAGUACGCGAUUUAAAAAAUGCUUUGCUAGAACGUGGUGUUAAACCAAACGAGAUAAUCUGGCAAGGAUAUCGUGGUAUUUGUUAUCUUCAUUUUAACAAACUCAGAGGUGAAAAUAUAUCCCCGCAUCAACCAGUUCAAGUAGAUUCCAUAGUAGCGAAUUUACAACAGCUUCGAAUCGGCGAUUCGACGGAUAUAAUCGUCGAACCUGCGAAACCAAUUUCUAGAAUCGAAGUAACAGAUGUGUCGGCUGUAUAAAAUAAGACUUGAAAAUGUUUACUUUAUUUACAAAUAUUUUCUAACUGAAUUUAUUUAGUUGGGGACGACUGUCCUAUAUAAAGCAGAAAUCAUUUGAAAUUGAAGGACGUAUACGAGUUUACAGAAAAAAAAAGUAUACACGCGUAAAAGAAUAUUUUGUUUUUUAUCGUAAUAAUCGCUGAAAUCAGGAUAUAGAAUUAAUUUGUUAUACUGUUCUACGAAAGAAUAUUUUUGUAAUAUUUUUAAUUAGUGAAAGAUGAGAAUGGCAAGAUGUUAAAGAUCCCUCGUAUAUCGUACUGUGAUGACUUUAAAAAUAUUAUUACAUGUUGUUUGAUAAUUCGAUUGAAUUUAAUGGUAAAUUUGAAGUUAAAGAUUAUUAUAAGUCUGAAUCAGCUUUAUACGAAAUAUAGAUACUUUAUGAUUUAUCGUUAGACUCGCAAGAAAGCUUUUUUUUAAUCUAUUAUUUAUUAAAGCUGCAAGUAAAAGCUGUAUAUUAUUUUGUUAUUAAGUGUAUCUACGUUGUACGUAUUUGAUUUACUCAUCUAAACGAUCUAAUGUAAAAUUUCUAAAUCUUUAUUUUCUAUAUAUAAAUUUACUGUGAUCACGUAAAGAAUACUUAAACAUAGAAACAGAUUUAUAUUAUUUUUGUGAGUUGUUGAGAGAGCCAAGGCAAUUAAUAAUAGAUAGGACUCGUAUCUGCGAUAAUAAGUUGUGACAUUUAUCGAAUGACGACAAUAGUUGCUGCAUUAGUUUAUACAUUAAUUGGUACAUGCGGAAAUAAGAAGCUGCGUUUUUGUCACUUAUGUAAGAAGAAAGGAAAUACUCUAUUUUUUCUGAACGAAUAUUUUCACACGAAAGAUGUAACAUUUUUGAAAUCUAAUCUUAGAGAAGUAUGCUUCCAUGAUACAACAAACCGCUUUUAGAUACAUAUAGUGGGCUUCCAUGUUACGCGAGAUACAAAAAAGAUAUGAAUUUGUAUGCGUUUGUUAAUGAGCAGGUCUACGGCAAUAUUUUGUGAUAUUAAUAAUUAUUAUUUGUUGUCUUUAAGAUAUAGUUGUAAUGCUUCACGAUGGUAUUUACUUUUAUUAAUAUAUUAACAUACUAUGUUUUUAUAAUUGUCACAA
This is a messenger RNA of Vespula vulgaris, 2629 nucleotides long. It is a transcript of the gene lost, whose product is annotated as methenyltetrahydrofolate synthase domain-containing protein. Gene Ontology annotation, cellular component: cytoplasm. The coding region runs from base 144 to 1505 and encodes 453 amino acids. Lineage: Eukaryota; Metazoa; Arthropoda; Insecta; Hymenoptera; Vespidae. The transcript is spliced from 5 exons. The record is from RefSeq and is a predicted model, not a curated record.